AUGGCGCCGUCAGCAACCCUGCCCAUUACAUCCCAACCUGGUGUUGAAACUACCGUCACCAAACAUGUCGACCCUAUGGCCGCCAUGGCCCACAAGGGCAAGGCGCUUCCCGGCAUCCCCCAGUUCAAGUCGAAUGCUGAGAAGCGACAGUGGCAACUGGAGCAUAUGGCUGCUGCCUUUCGUGUAUUCGCACGAGAAGGCUAUGCGGAGGGCAUUUCAGGACACAUCAGCGUACGAGACCCUGAGUUCGAGGAUCAGUUCUGGAUCAACCCACUCGGAGUACACUUUGGAAUGCUAAAGGCCAGCGACAUGAUCUGCGUCAACGUGGAUGGCGAUGUGAUCGGAGGGAAUGUGGAUGGCUCAAUCAACGCCGCCGGCUUCCAGAUCCACAGCGCGGUGCACCGCUCACGGAAGGACGUCCACGCAAUCUGCCACACGCACUCGGUUCAUGGCCGCGCAUGGUCUGCAUUUGCAAAACCGCUUGAGAUGAUCAACCAAGACGUGUGCUACUUCUACAAGGCCCAUUCCGUAUACUCGGACUACGGCGGUAUCGCGAACGAGUCGUCUGAGGGCCAAAGGAUUGCUGAAAGCCUUGGAGAUGGAAAAGCUGCAAUUCUGAUGAAUCAUGGACUCCUAACCGUAGGAGAGACCGUCGACGAGGCAGCCUUUCUGUUCUGUUUGAUGGAGAGAAGUUGCAAGGUGCAACUAUUGGCCCACGCGACUGGACUCGAGAAGAAGAUCGUGAGUGACGAGGAAGCUGCUUACAACUUUAAGAUGGCUAGCACCCCAGAAACACUUUUCGUUGAGUUUCAGCCUCAUUAUCAAUAUGAGGAAUUUUUAUCGAAUGGCCAUUUCAAGCAGUAG
Ilyonectria robusta is the source of this 864-nucleotide messenger RNA. RefSeq names its product putative aldolase. The record is from RefSeq and is a predicted model, not a curated record. The transcript is spliced from 2 exons. Gene Ontology annotation, molecular function: actin filament binding. Gene Ontology annotation, cellular component: cytoskeleton. Bases 1 to 864 code for a protein of 287 amino acids. NCBI's taxonomy places the organism in Eukaryota, Fungi, Ascomycota, Sordariomycetes, Hypocreales, Nectriaceae.